AUGCCUUCUUUUUUCAGGAAAGAAAAGAAUCUCAUUCCUCCCGUCGAACCCUCGACUUCUAACUCGUCUACUCGUUCCAAAUCUCCAUCUGUACUUUCCAAAUCAUCCUUGCCUUCCUACCGCUCUAACGCCUCGACUUAUGUCGCUAGUCGCGACGGCGAUCCAUACAGUGCCACUCUUCCCCCUCCUUCUGUCCCUGCUCAAUCUAAUGACAAUGGUGGGGAAAGCUAUAUAGACCGAUAUAGAAGAGGCAACAGUGUCGGCGACGUUUAUUCACGUGGAAACGCCCAACCAGACCAGGAUCGAAGCGAACUUUUUGCUGGAUAUAAUCCCCAAAAGAGUGGUUCUGGUCGGUUCUUUGACGGACCCGGAGCUGGUCGGGAUCCUGCUCCAGGCGAAGAAAAUGACGAGGAUGUAGAAGGUAUCAAGACACAAACUAGAUUUAUCAAGCAGGAGAGUGUUAAUUCUACUCGAAAUGCUUUGAUGAUGGCCAGGCAAGCAGAAGAAGCCGCCCGCGGAACUCUCAGCAAAUUAGGCGACCAAUCUGAAAGCCUCGCGAAUACUGAGAGGCAUCUUGACAUGUCCAAGUCACAUGGACAACGUGCCGAAGAUAAGACUGAUGAGCUCAAACAACUCAAUCGCUCCAUCUUCCGUCCGGUGAUUACCUUCAACAAGGACGCCAAACGUCGUGCGCAGGAAGCCAAAAUUCAGGAUCGUUACGAAGAGGAACGGCAGGAAAGGGAAAGAACCAUGUUGGAUGUCCGUGAGACCCAAGACCGUCUUGGGCGUGCAGCCACCUAUGGUCGUGGAAACGACGAUGAGAAUCUCUUAUACAGUGGUCCUCCUGGAGGCGUCGGCGACGAAGGUAUUAGUGGCGGAGGUAGCGGCAGGUUCCGCAAGUCUGAACAGCAGAGGGUCCGUAACCGAGAGUUGAAUAGCAGAUACAGGUUCGAAGCCACUGCUUCCGACGAUGAACUUGAGGACGAGUUGGAUGAGAACUUGGAUGAAAUCUCGGAUGUUACUAAGAGAUUGAAGGCUUUGGGCUCCGCAAUGAGUCAAGAACUUGACUCUCAGAAUCGUAGGAUCGAUAAUAUCACAAGCAAGACUGAUGGUGUAGACAUGAAGCUGGCCAAUCUUACCAGGAGGCAAAAGAAAUUCUGA
This is a messenger RNA of Lentinula edodes (shiitake mushroom), 1161 nucleotides long. Its product is annotated as synaptosome-associated proteinsynaptosomal-associated protein 25. Gene Ontology annotation, cellular component: SNARE complex; plasma membrane. The record is from RefSeq and is a predicted model, not a curated record. Gene Ontology annotation, biological process: vesicle fusion; exocytosis. The transcript is spliced from 3 exons. Bases 1 to 1161 code for a protein of 386 amino acids. Lineage: Eukaryota; Fungi; Basidiomycota; Agaricomycetes; Agaricales; Omphalotaceae. Gene Ontology annotation, molecular function: syntaxin binding; SNAP receptor activity.